AUUUCACUGUUGUUGGUUUCAUGCAAUAUUUUUAUCGCCGGUGAAGAUAGAAGAAAAGUGAAUGUAAGUCAGCAAUGAGCUCAUAACACGAUUGUUAUAAGUUUAUUUCGAUCAAAGGUUGAAUACAGAAAUACCAAUGGUGAUAUAGCGAUUCUAAUAGACAGCCAUGAUGGACAACUUAUCGCAUCCUUUUAUGAACAACCCACAGCCAGUCGAUGUUCCAACCGAACGAGUUCAAACGGUAGAAGAUAUAUAUAAAUGGAUUCAGGAGCAACCCAAAUUUCCGCCUUUUACUAAGAAUCACGCUAUUCUAUUCCUGCAUGCAUGUUAUUGGGAUCUUGAAGCGACAAAGAGCGCAUUAUCCCAAUAUGUCGCAAUUCGUGCAUCUGCAUCAGAUCUAUUUGACAAUCGUGACGUUUCGUUGAAGAAUAUUCAAAUGAUUCUAAACGUAGCACAAAUGAUUUCGUUGCCAAAGACAACAAAAGAAGGCUACCAAAUCUUGAUUUAUCGAUUAAUCGACACGGAUCCCUCCAAAAUUUUAUUUUCCGAUGCCAUUAAAGGAUUUUGCAUGUUUAAUGACAUACGUUUGAGUGAGGAUUUACUGGCAGAAGGUUAUAUUGUUAUAUUUGAUAUGAAAGGUGUACGCUUGGGACAUGUUUCACGUGUUCAACUUGGACCUUUAAGAUCAUUUAUGUCAUACAUUCAAGAAGCACAUCCAGCCCGUCUGAAAAAGAUUUAUAUAUGCCACGCAGCAUCUUUUGUCAACCAGGUCAUGUCAUUGGUGAAACCAUUGAUCAAAUCUGAAUUGAUGUCACUUCUACAUUUCACUACGAAAGGGCCACAGUCAAUCAUUGACAAAGAUCUACUUCCAAUUGAAUAUGAAGGAACUUGCGGCUCUUGUGUUGAACUUUAUGAAGAUCAGCGAAAAAGAAUGGAAACAAUUUAUAAGGAUUGGCUAAUAGAUUCAGCAAAAUACAAAAAGAUAAAGAGCUCAAACAAGAAGGAAUCAAAGAAAAAAUCGUUUGCUCCACCAUAUCAAUCAUUCAGUGCAUUAGAAAUAGAUUAAUUCUUAUAUCGACAGACUCUUUGUUGCAGUUAAUGUCUGUUUUGCUGUUUUUUCUCGUUUUUUUGUGCCAAAAGAAUCGUUUUUAGAUAAUAUAUACCUCGGCAGAACUUUUUUUUGAAAAUUUAUUUGCAAUAGAACAAUUCAGAUCACCGUUGAGUCAGUAUUCUUUUCGAAAUAUCCUUAAUGACACUUUCCAGCAAUAAAGAUUAUCCCAAUAACCCGAAAAAUAAAUUUCUUUAAAACAA
Molecule: messenger RNA, 1311 nt
Organism: Sitodiplosis mosellana (orange wheat blossom midge)
Lineage: Eukaryota; Metazoa; Arthropoda; Insecta; Diptera; Cecidomyiidae
Exons: 5
Coding region: 167-1066 (299 amino acids)
Cellular component (GO): membrane
Molecular function (GO): phosphatidylinositol bisphosphate binding
Source: RefSeq, a predicted model, not a curated record